AACAUCAUCUUGCUGGGACAAAGGAAGAUGUGAUUGCUUGCCCAAGUGUUCCUGAUGAUGUGAAGGAAAUAUUUGUGAAGCUCUUGGAAACUAAAAAAUAAAAGAAAGAAGAUUGCUUGGAUGUAGAGAAUGGGACAGUAAAAGGAAAAGAGGGAACAUCUAAAAUUUUCCAACAAAAGACAAUGAAUGAAGUUUGUAAAGAUAGGGAAUUUGUGAUUCAAGAAAUUUGUAAAUGCAUUUAUGGUAAUGCAUUACCAUUUAAUUUGGUAAGGAGUCCUCUUUUUAUUCAAAUGUUGAAGGUUGUUGGAGAAUAUGGGAGAGGUUUGAAGCCACCAACUUAUCAUGAGGUGAGGGUUUCUUUUUUGAAGAAAGCUGUUGACAACAUCCAAAAAAGCUUAGAGAAAUAUAGAAGUGAUUGGGAGAAAUGGGGAUGCACCUUGAUGUGUGAUGGUUGGACGGAUGGAAAAGGAAGAUCACUCACUAAUUUUCUUGUUAACAGUCCAAGUGGGACUGUUUUUUUGAAAUCUAUUGAUACUAGUGAUGUGAUAAAGGAUGGGAAAAAAAUGUUUGAAUUGUUAGACAACAUUGUUGAAGAAAUUGGGGAGGAGCAUGUAGUCCAAGUUGUGACGGAUGGGGCUUCUAAUCUUGUGGCUGCUGGACAAAUGUUAAUGGAGAAGAGAACCAAACUAUUUUGGUCCCCAUGUGCAGCCCAUUGCCUUGAUCUAAUCCUUGAGGACAUUGGAGAGCUUCCGGUAUUCUAUAAUACCAUUGCUAAUGCAAAGAAGAUUACUACCUACAUAUAUAGGCAUACAUGGGUCCUUAAUUUGUAUAGACAAUAUUCCAAUGGAGGGGAAUUAGCAAGACCAGCUGUGACAAGAUUUGCAACUUCUUAUCUUACACUAAAUUGCAUUAAACAACAAAAGAAUGCUCUUAGAUCAAUGUUUGCAUCGGAGGAAUGGGCUACUAGUCCACAUGCUAGUAAAAGUGAGGCUAAGCAAGUCAUGAACCUAGUGUUGAGUGAUGAUAGAUUUUGGAGAUCAAUUACAUAUUGUCUAAAGUGCGUGAUUCCACUUGUGAAAGUGUUAAGGCUUGUAGAUGGUGAUUCAAAGCCAGCCUCACCAUACAUUUAUGAAGCAAUGGAUAGGGCUAAAGAGAAAAUUGCUCAAAACUUUCAAAUGCAAGAGUCAAGGUAUAAAAAAGUGUGGAAGAUUAUUGACACUAGGUGGAAUCUGCAGCUUCAUAGGCCUCUUCAUGCAGCUGCCUAUUAUCUCAAUCCUAGGUAUCAUUAUGACAAGAACUUCAAUCCGGAUAGUGAAGUCUUAAUUGGUUUAUAUGAAACCUUUCAAAGAAUGGUUCCGGAUAUAAGGACAAGAGUUAUAAUAGAUCAACAACUUGAAAAGUUUAAGGGAGCUAAGGAGAUCUUUGGAAUGGACAUGGCAAUAGCUACUAGAGAUAAGAAACAACCGGCUCUUUGGUGGGAGAGUUACGGUAAAAGAGGUAAAGAGUUACAAAAGGUGGCCAUAAGAAUUUUGAGUCUUACAUGUAGUGCCACGGGAUGUGAAAAAAAUUGGAGUACAUUUGACCAAGUGCAUACUAAGAGAAGAAAUCGAUUGGAGCAACAAAGAUUAAAUGCACUUGUAUAUGUCAAAUAUAAUCUUCAACUUGAGAUGAGGCAAAAUAGUAGAGAAGAGAAUGGAGAUAUCUACGAUCCCAUAUGUUUGUCAGAUAUUAAAUCCGAUGAUGAGUAG
Molecule: messenger RNA, 1748 nt
Organism: Cajanus cajan (pigeon pea)
Lineage: Eukaryota; Viridiplantae; Streptophyta; Magnoliopsida; Fabales; Fabaceae
Molecular function (GO): protein dimerization activity
Source: RefSeq, a predicted model, not a curated record